Molecule: messenger RNA, 1020 nt
Organism: Rosa chinensis
Lineage: Eukaryota; Viridiplantae; Streptophyta; Magnoliopsida; Rosales; Rosaceae
Exons: 2
Coding region: 64-567 (167 amino acids)
Source: RefSeq, a predicted model, not a curated record
GAGGAACAGAAGGUUCGCAACUCUCGGAGUACGUGAGAGAAAGCAUCGGAAUCCAGCUUGAAGAUGUCAUCCGAGGAAGAAGAACCAUGGGAAAUGGAAGAUUGGAUUGAUGAGGAGGAUCCAAUAGAGGUUAGUUCAUUGACUGGUCCAGAAACUGGAUCUACCGCUAGUGGUCCCUCUGUUAACCUUCAGGCACAUUCAGAGUGGCCUCCUUGGGGACAAGUGCAACCUCCAGCCGAGUCUUUUGCAGCUGACUUACGGCAAGAAGACUGGACUGUGAGACAGUAUACCUGCUUAUUCACUCGCGGUCUUGAGGAGAAAAGGAAAGCUGGUCGUGUGAGAUCAAGACAAGCGAUCACCAGGAGUUAUAUUCUUGGUUUCAACUCCAAGAUUCGGGAACACAUGCUUCGCUAUUAUAAUGACGAUCGCCAGUAUACUGCACUAUUGGAUAUUGCUGAAGCGGUCGAAAGGGUGAUCGGUAUCGUGACACAAUUGAACAUUACAAAGCUCAUCACCUACAAAUUCCCGACGCUUUCAAGGAGGAGUUGUUCGCAUGUGAUGAAAUAAGGGGUAUAUAUUUCGAGGAGUGUAGGCUCCGGAAUAUCGUUCCGGUGUGGACCUUCUAGGGUGUUCAUACGAGUGGCGCAUUCGACUCACUAGAGAGAGAGAAGGUCUAGCUCACUUAAAUUGUGAGAGGUCGUAUUGGACGAUUUUUCCCUUUGUCUUUGUGUUACUACGUAGAAUUAUGGGACUGUAACCUAAAUAAUUCGCACUCUUGCAUCUUUUGUUAUGUGUGGUGUCUAUUCGAAACUUCGUCGGAAAGUUGGGAAGGAAACUAAAGAGAGAAGCAUCCUACAAGGAGAGCUAGCCCGUCUUCGGAUUCUAACCGCUUUCCAAUAAUGCGUGUCACCGGUAAGGAUCUUUUGAGGACUGCAAGUAUUUCUUCCUUACUAAUAAAUACGUUGAUUUCUAUUCUUUUGUUUGGUUGGGGUUGUCUUACCCUUUCCUACUUUGCUAGAA